This is a messenger RNA of Procambarus clarkii (red swamp crayfish), 2184 nucleotides long. The record is from RefSeq and is a predicted model, not a curated record. Lineage: Eukaryota; Metazoa; Arthropoda; Malacostraca; Decapoda; Cambaridae.
AUGACUACAUCAGUUAUCUCUAAUACUAAGCGGUACGUGCACGCCCUCACACGUGCACCACCCCUGGCAGCACGCCUUCACACGUGCACCACCCCUGGCACCACGCCCUCACACGUGCGCCACCCCAGGCAGCACGCACUCACACGUGCACCACCCCAUUGGCAGCACGCCCUCACACGUGCACCACCCCGGGCAGCACGCCCUCACACGUGCACCACCCCUGGCAGCACGCCUUCACACGUGCACCACCCCUGGCACCACGCCCUCACACGUGCGCCACCCCAGGCAGCACGCCCUCACACGUGCACCACCCCGGGCAGCACGCCCUCACACGUGCACCACCCCGGGCAGCACGCCCUCACACGUGCACCACCCCUGGCAGCACGCCUUCACACGUGCGCCACCCCAGGCAGCACCCCCUCACACGUGCACCACCCCGGGCAGCACGCCCUCACACUUGCGCCACCCCGGGCAGCACGCCCUCACACGUGCACCACCCCGGGCAGCACGCCCUCACACGUGCACCACCCCGGGCAGCACGCCCUCACACGUGCACCACCCCGGGCAGCACGCCCUCACACGUGCACCACCCCGGGCAGCACGCCCUCACACGUGCACCACCCCGGGCAGCACGCCCUCACACGUGCACCACCCCGGGCAGCACGCCCUCACACGUGCAAUACCCCGGGCAGCACGCCCUCACACGUGCACCACCCCGGGCAGCACGCCCUCACACGUGCAAUACCCCAGGCAGCACGCCUUCACACGUGCACCACCCCGGGCAGCACGCCUUCACACGUGCACCACCCCGGGCAGCACGCCCUCACACGUGCACCACCCCGGGCAGCACGCCCUCACACGUGCAAUACCCCGGGCAGCACGCCCUCACACGUACACCACCCCGGGCAGCACGCCCUCACACGUGCACCACCCCGGGCAGCACGCCCUCACACGUGCAAUACCCCAGGCAGCACGCCCUCACACGUGCACCACCCCGGGCAGCACGCCCUCACACGUGCACCACCCCGGGCAGCACGCCCUCACACGUGCAAUACCCCGGGCAGCACGCCCUCACACCACCUCGGGCAGCACGCCCUCACGUGCGCCAAGACACCGUCACACAGCUGCACCAAGACACCGCCACACAGCUGCACCAGGACACCGUCACACAGCUGCACCAAGACACCGUCACACAGCUGCACCAAGACACCGUCACACAGCUGCACCAGGACACCGUCACACACCUGCACAAGACACCGUCACACAGCUGCACAAGACACCGUCACACAGCUGCACCAAGACACCGUCACACAGCUGCACCAGGACACCGUCACACAGCUGCACCAAGACACCGUCACACAGCUGCACCAAGACACCGUCACACAGCUGCACCAAGACACCGUCACACAGCUGCACCAAGACACAGUCACACAGCUGCACCAGGACACCGUCACACAGCUGCUCCAAGACACCGUCACACAGCUGCACCAAGACACCGUCACACAGCUGCACCAAGACACCGUCACACAGCUGCACCAAGACACCGUCACACAGCUGCACCAAGACACCGUCACACAGCUGCACCAAGACACCGUCACACAGCUGCACCAAGACACCGUCACACAGCUGCACCAAGACACCGUCACACAGCUGCACCAAGACACCGUCACACAGCUGCACCAAGACACCGUCACACAGCUGCACCAAGACACCGUCACACAGCUGCACCAAGACACCGUCACACAGCUGCACCAAGACACCGUCACACAGCUGCACCAAGACACCGUCACACAGCUGCACCAAGACACCGUCACACAGCUGCACCAAGACACCGUCACACAGCUGCACCAGGACACCGUCACACAGCUGCACCAAGACACCGUCACACAGCUGCACCAAGACACCGUCACACAGCUGCACCAAGACACCGUCACACAGCUGCACCAAGACACCGUCACACAGCUGCACCAAGACACCGUCACACAGCUGCACCAAGACACCGUCACACAGCUGCACCAAGACACCGUCACACAGCUGCACCAAGACACCGUCACACAGCUGCACCAAGACACCGUCACACAGCUGCACCAAGACACCGUCACACAGCUGCACCAGACACUGGUGUACCGUGCCAGGCCACCUGUUGACCUCACUAACAGUCGCCGGCGCGUGUUUAAGCAGUGA